UCCGAGCAACAUGGUCAGGCCGGCAAUAGUUCUGUGGCUGAGUGUCCUGCCAUUGGCGUUCGUUAAGGCCGAAAUUACCAACAUAUUCGCCUUAACCAAUAAGCAACUUCUCUCCAAUGAGUUGGAAGUGAAUGUGGAUAGUUACCUGGCUGCUUCCAAGCUGAGACGCUUGGCAGUGGAGUUCUUCGACCACUAUUCCAAUCUAACGCUGGCGGAUCUCUAUGUCGGGGAUCAGCGCUCGAGACUGCCUUCAGUUCAGGACAUGAAAUGCCUAGCCGACAUGGCGCUGCUAACCAAUGACCUGUUGUCUCUUAAAGUCUGGACGUUGAAGAUGAUCGAUUCGUGGGGCUUGCUGCCUGCGGGAGUGCUGGUGGGAAACUGGUGGGACCUGGGCAACUUCGACGAGUGCAUCGGCAUAGACCACGCUGUGACCACCAGUCACAGGGUCAAGGGCAAGUAUUGUUUCGCCAAGUUUGCCCCAGCUCCGAGUGUAUCGAACAGGAUGGCCAUCAAGACGGCCGUCUGCUUUCCCGCCUCCUGUUCCGCCGCCAAUAUGGACACUUUGCUACGUAGACUCCUCCAGACGCUGCUCAACAUCGAGAUCGGCACAGAGGUGCAGAUAGUGGACGAGGCUACGUGUCAGACCUCAGAGACGAAGCCCUACGAUGGCCUCACCAUUUUCACCAUAGUCGUCCUCUCGUUAUUGGGUGCUCUGGUGGGCCUUUCCACGCUUUAUGACUACUUCUUGUGCCAGGAUCAGAAAACCAUUCAUCCAGUGGUCACAGCUUUCUCGGCCCGUGCUAACUCGCGGGCUUUGUUCAAAAUUGUGGACACCAGGUCGAACCCCAAUGUCAUCGACUGUCUUCACGGAAUCCGCUGUCUUUCGUUCAUCUGGGUGGUCUUCGCUCAUGACUACCUCACAUUUGCCACGUCGCCCAGCAUUAACAUGGCCGAUGUUUUGACGUGGAUAGACUCCUUCUUCAGUAUGUUUGUGGUGCAUGGGAUUUAUGCCGUAGACACAUUCUUCUUUUUGAGCGGUCUAUUGCUCGUUAUGAUUGCCCUACGAUUGAUGGAUAGAACCAAUGGGCGGCUAAACAUUCCAAUGAUGUACCUGCAUCGUUACCUGCGGCUCACCCCUCUUCUGGCUUUUGCCAUUCUCAUCUACAUGAAGAUUCUUCCACUCCUGGGAAAUGGUCCGCUGCGGGGAUCAGUGAACUUCGACGAUUACGCAUCGUGCGAGGACACCUGGUACUGGACAUUACUCUAUGUGCAGAACUAUGCCACUGAUAACCUGUGUAUCAGUCAUUCAUGGUACCUAGCCGUCGACAUGCAACUCUACAUCUUCGCUCCUUUCCUCCUAAUCUGCCUGUACAAGUGGGGCAAGAAAGCGGCCGCCGGAAUCUUUAUCCUUAUGUUGCUCCUGGCCAGCUGCCUCUUUAGCAUAAUGGUCAUUAACAAUCUUUCCCUUGGUGCUGGCGGAAAUGGAUCGAUGAGAAGACUCUACUAUGCAACAAACACUCGGGCCUCGCCAUACCUCAUUGGCAUCCUGUUUGGGUACUUCCUGCACAUUAACCGGGGCAAGGACUUCAAGCUGAACCGUCUCACAGUCCUCGUGGGCUGGCUGAUUGGCCUGGCCCUCCUCUUCACCUGCUUGUUUGCAGUCUAUGGCCAGAGUUCGCUGCCCAUUGUGGAGGAGGCCUCCUAUGUGACCUUUUCCCGGAUUGCCUGGCCCCUGGGUCUCUGCUGGGUGGUGUUUGCCUGCAUGCACGGGUAUGGUGGUCUGGCCAACGGCUUCCUUUCCUCCCCGUUGUGGCAGCCCCUGUCCAAACUCUCCUACUCCGCCUACAUAUUCCACAUGUUCAUCGAGAGCCUCAACGGCGGGAUGACACGCACCAGCACCUACUUUAGUGACUAUCAAAUGAUGCUUCGAUUCUGGUCAGAUUUUGGCCUUACGCUGCUGUUCUCCUACCUCAUGCACAUUCUGAUCGAAGCACCUUUUGCCAGUCUGGAGGGUCUUCUGUUGCCAACAAAAAAACCUAAUCCUCCGCCAGCAGUGGAGUCCAAGAUUGAGCCCAAGGUUAAAGAAUUUGAAUCAUCACCUGACGAAUCUCCAGUGGAGAAGUCUGUGGAAACGGUACCAGCCACAACUGAGGAAGUGACUAAGACUUUCCCCGAAAAUAAAUCAAUUUAAGCAUUAUACUUAUGU
This is a messenger RNA of Drosophila gunungcola (fruit fly), 2206 nucleotides long. Its product is annotated as nose resistant to fluoxetine protein 6-like. Bases 11 to 2191 code for a protein of 726 amino acids. The transcript is spliced from 9 exons. The record is from RefSeq and is a predicted model, not a curated record. Gene Ontology annotation, molecular function: acyltransferase activity, transferring groups other than amino-acyl groups. NCBI's taxonomy places the organism in Eukaryota, Metazoa, Arthropoda, Insecta, Diptera, Drosophilidae.